ACGGAUUGGAUAAGAAACGAACAAUUUUCCGCCAAAUUUAUAGCGGCAAACGACUGUUACAAUUUCUAACCAUAAAAGAUAUUAAUAACAAAUAAUAUGGAAGGUUUUGAUAAUCCAGGUAUAUUUUUUUCUGAUAAUUUUUCUGUUAACGAUGCAUCAGAGAUUCAAGGUAAUUUACAAGCAUCUAAAAAGAAAUUCAAAGAAUUUAUUAGACAAUUUCACGAAGGCAAUUUUAAUUACAAAUACCGAGAUACUCUCAAAAGAAAUUACAAUCUUGGUCAAUACUACCUUGAAAUCAAUUUAGAAGAUUUGGCAGCUUUUGAUGAGUCACUUGCUGAGAAAGUUCAGAAACUUCCAACGGAAUAUCUUUCAAUCUUGGAAGAAGCUGCGCAAGAUGUUGCUGAUGAGGUUACAGCUCCUCGUCCUGAGGGUGAAGAAAAAGUUGAAGAUAUACAAAUACUGUUAUCAUCAGAUGCGCAUCCAAGUUCUUUGAGAGGCAUGAAGCCAGACAUUGUAUCAAAACUUAUUAAAAUUCCUGGCAUUAUUAUUUCUGCUUCUGGUAUCAGAUCUAAGGCAACCAAAAUUGCAAUACAAUGUCGUUCAUGUAGAGUCGUGCAAACUAACAUUUCCAUUAAACCAGGAUUAGAGGGCUACGCUUUACCAAGAAAAUGUAAUACAGAACAAGCUGGUAGACCAAAAUGUCCGUUGGAUCCAUUUUUUAUAAUGCCAGAUAAAUGUAAAUGUGUUGACUUUCAAGUUUUGAAAUUACAAGAAUUACCAGAACACAUUCCGCAGGGUGAAAUGCCAAGACAUUUGCAAUUAUAUUGUGAUCGUUAUUUAUGUGAUAGAGUUGUACCUGGAAAUAGAGUUCUUAUUCUUGGUAUAUACUCCAUUAAAAAAGUAGCUAAAACAGGCGAUAAAGGAAACAGGAAAGACAAAGCUUUGGUUGGUGUACGAGCACCUUAUAUACGAGUUGUGGGUAUUGUUGUUGAUGGAGAAAACACAGGAAGUGGUUUGCAAUCAUGCAUUACAUCGGAUGACGAAGAUUUGUUCAGACGAUUAGCAGCCGAUUCAAAUUUAUACGAAAGAAUAGCAAAAAGUAUUGCGCCAAGUAUUUUUGGUGCAAUGGAUAUUAAGAAAGCAAUCACGUGUUUAUUAUUUGGUGGUUCUAGAAAAAAAAUGCCUGAUGGUUUAUGUCGUAGAGGAGAUAUCAAUGUAUUAAUGCUUGGUGAUCCAGGUACUGCUAAAUCACAAUUAUUAAAAUUUGCAGAAACAGUUGCACCAAUUGGUGUGUAUACAUCUGGUAAAGGAAGCUCUGCUGCUGGUCUUACUGCUUCUGUAACGCGAGAUUCUAUUACAAGAAAUUUUGUAAUGGAAGGUGGUGCAAUGGUAUUGGCAGAUGGUGGUGUUGUAUGCAUAGACGAAUUUGACAAAAUGAAAGAAGAUGAUCGUGUUGCUAUACAUGAAGCGAUGGAACAACAAACUAUAUCAAUUGCAAAAGCAGGCAUAACAACAACUUUAAAUACAAGAUGUUCCGUGCUAGCAGCUGCUAAUUCUAUUUUUGGUCGAUGGGAUGAUAUCAAAGGCGAAGAAAAUAUAGACUUUAUGCCAACUAUUCUUUCUCGUUUUGAUAUGAUUUUCAUUGUUAAAGAUGAACACGAAGAAAACAGAGAUAUUACAUUGGCAAAACACGUUAUGAGUAUACAUAGUAAUGCUGGUCAAUUAACUGAACAAUUAAUCGAAGGAGAACUUCCGUUAAAUGUACUCAAGAGAUACAUAAAUUAUUGCAGAUUGAAAUGUGGUCCAAGACUGAAUAAAGAAGCAGGUGAAAAACUGAAAAACCAUUAUGUGAGAAUGCGUGCUAAUACAGGAGAACAUGAAAAAGGAAGUGAAAAGCGAUUAUCUAUACCAAUAACUGUUCGUCAAUUAGAAGCCAUUAUAAGAAUUUCAGAAGCUUUAGCAAAAAUGCAACUUCAACCUUUUGCUACCGAAAUUCAUGUUAAUGAAGCACUCAGACUAUUUCAAGUAUCUACAUUAGAUGCAGCUAUGUCUGGUUCAUUAGCUGGCGCAGAAGGAUUUACUUCGGAAGAAGAUCAUGAGAUAUUGUCUCGCCUUGAAAAACAAUUAAAAAAUCGAUUUCCUAUUGGAAAUCAAGUUUCCGAACAAAACAUCGUUAAUGACUUUCUUAAACAAAAAUAUCCAGAACGUGCCAUUUACAAAGUUAUACACACGAUGAUACGUCGUGGCGAGCUUCAGCAUCGAAUGCAACGAAAAAUGUUGUAUAGGUUAUAUUAAAAUAUAAGAAAAAGCUUUUCU
Messenger RNA from Polistes canadensis, 2316 nucleotides. It is a transcript of the gene Mcm5, whose product is annotated as DNA replication licensing factor Mcm5. Bases 97 to 2295 code for a protein of 732 amino acids. The transcript has 8 exons. The record is from RefSeq and is a predicted model, not a curated record. Gene Ontology annotation, molecular function: ATP binding; DNA replication origin binding; single-stranded DNA binding. Gene Ontology annotation, cellular component: MCM complex; nucleus. Lineage: Eukaryota; Metazoa; Arthropoda; Insecta; Hymenoptera; Vespidae. Gene Ontology annotation, biological process: DNA replication; DNA replication initiation; double-strand break repair via break-induced replication.